AUGAAGACGUUCUCACCAAUUCACAGUUUACACCACAUACCCACAUCAGCCUCCGAGGUAAGAUUUGUUUAUCCACAACAUAACCUUGGUGAUGUGGAUCUUUUACAUCAAAUCGGGUACAAACAAGAGUUGAGACGCCAUUACUCAACAAUCCAAGUAUUUGGAAUUGCCUUUUCCAUUAUGGGGCUUCUACCCAGCAUAACCUCCGUUUUAACUUCAGGUUUAGUUACAGGACCUGCUGGUUUAGUCUGGGACUGGUUCAUUGCCAGUUUUUUUAUCUUUUGUGUUGGUCUUUCCAUGAGUUUCAUGGGUAGUGCUAUACCAACGAGUGGAGGCUUAUAUUAUUACAUCAACUACUAUUGUCCCGAUAGAUAUCGAGUAGCGUUGAGCUAUUUGAUUGGAUGCUCAAACUCUCUUGGAUUAACUGGUGCUAUAUGUAGUAUCACUUAUGGCUUUGCAGUGGAGGUUUUAUCGGCUGUUUCGAUUUCCAAAGACAACAAGUUUACGCAGACAAACCCAAAAACCUAUGGUGUGUUUGCUGCAGCAAUCGUAUUGAAUAUGGUCAUCGCAUGCUUGACAACAAAGCACGCUGCCAAGUUUCAAACAGUUUCAAUAUGUGUUAAUGUGUUUUUGGUCAUAUUAUUUAUCAUUGCAGUGCCAGUGGGGUUUUCAAGACAUAAUAGCUUCAAUUCAAGAGGAUACAUUUUUGGUAAGUGGGAGAAUGAAAGGGACUGGCCAAUUGGGUGGAGUGCCAUAAUGUCAUGGAAUCCGGCGUUGUGGACAAUCGGAUCAUUCGAUUCAGUUAUUCAUUGUUCUGAAGAAGCAUUAAAUGCUCAGAGGUCUAUCCCUGUAGGAAUAUUGGGUUCCAUUGCUGCUUGUUGGUUGUUGGGAUGGGUCAUAGUAAUUGUGUGUGCAGCUUGCAUUAAAGAUGGCGAUACUGCUCGUAUAAUUGCCUCAGAAACAGGUUCAUCUAUGGCUCAAAUAAUUUACGAUGCUUUGGGAAAGAAAUGGGCAGUCGCGUUCAUGUCGUUGAUCUGUGUGGGUCAAUAUCUUCUGGCUAUAUCCUUGAUGAUUGCAUUGUCAAGACAAGUUUGGUCAUUCGCAAGAGAUGAUGGUUUGCCAGUAGUUUAUAAAUGGGUUAAGUAUGUUGACCCAAAAAUCAGGGUACCUGUCAGAGCAACAAUUUUUGCUGGCUGUUGUGCAUUGGUCAUGGGUUGUUUAUGUAUCAUCCCCGGAACCGCUGGUGCUAAUGCAUUAUUCUCCCUUGCUAUUGCAUCAAACACUUUGGCAUGGGGUACACCGGUUCUUCUUAUUGUUUUGCCAUAUGGCAGAAAGAAAUUUAUACCUGGACCCUUUUACUUUGGAAAAACUUUGACUUUUAUCAUCAACAUUAUCACCUCCUUGUUUAUUCCUUUUAUUAUCAUCAUGAGUAUGUUUCCAGAAUCAACUAUUGUUGAUAAAGACAGUAUGAAUUACACUUGUGCAAUCAAUGGAGGCGUAUGGAUGUUAUCCAUCAUCUAUUAUUACACACGGGCUUGGAAAACCUACACCGGACCCAAGUCUAAUCUUGAUGGCACAGAAUCGGAAGAAGAUGACAAUGUGAAAAACGUUGAUGAAGUGUUGGAGGUUAAAGCAUGA
This is a messenger RNA of Lodderomyces orthopsilosis Co 90-125, 1638 nucleotides long. RefSeq lists its product as uncharacterized. The record is from RefSeq and is a predicted model, not a curated record. Bases 1 to 1638 code for a protein of 545 amino acids. Gene Ontology annotation, cellular component: membrane. Gene Ontology annotation, biological process: transmembrane transport. Gene Ontology annotation, molecular function: transmembrane transporter activity. The transcript has a single exon. NCBI's taxonomy places the organism in Eukaryota, Fungi, Ascomycota, Pichiomycetes, Serinales, Debaryomycetaceae.